Molecule: messenger RNA, 9935 nt
Organism: Monodelphis domestica (gray short-tailed opossum)
Lineage: Eukaryota; Metazoa; Chordata; Mammalia; Didelphimorphia; Didelphidae
Gene: HELZ
Product: helicase with zinc finger
Biological process (GO): regulatory ncRNA-mediated post-transcriptional gene silencing
Cellular component (GO): P granule; cytosol
Molecular function (GO): metal ion binding; helicase activity
Source: RefSeq, a predicted model, not a curated record
GGGAGAUGAUGGGGGGGGAGUCACUUUAAAGGCUUUUUCUUUCCCAUAAUGCUUUGUGGGGACGUUGACAAGUGGAUUCAAGAUGGCGUAGAAAGUAAUGACAGGAAUUGGAUGAACAAUUUAACUGAUUGAUCACUAAUGAACUCCACUGCUGUUGAAAUGAGUAAGGAUUUUUGUCCCUGAGUCAUGGCAGACAGAAGACCUGAAAAGUCAUGUGAACAAGCAUGUGAAUCUCUUAAAAGACAGGACUAUGAAGUGGCAGUGAGACAUUGCACAGAGGCCCUUCUUUCCCUUGGCCAAUAUUCUUUGGCAAACUUCACAGAGACAUGUCCAUUGGAAGUAGAACGCAUAAAAAUUGAGAGUCUUCUGUAUAGAAUUGCCUCAUUCUUACAACUUAAGAACUAUGGACAAGCUGACGAAGAUUGUAGGCAUGUGUUGGGAGAGGGAUUGGCCAAGGGAGAUGGCUCAUUUCAAGCAGUGCUUUGUUGCAUGCAUCUUAAAGGAAAGCUUCAAGUUGUCUCUAAUGUUCUUUCCAAAUCACUGAUGGGAGAGUCUCUGAAUGGAAUGGCAACAAAAGAUUUGACACGACUAAAGACACUUCUCACUGAAACAGAGACAGCAACUAGUAAAGUCCCAUCUGAAUAUCUCAUGGAAGACUUGGAAGAAGGUUCUCCAAAUGGCUGGCAUUUCCGCCCUCCACCUAGAGGAAUCACCAGCAGUGAGGAGUAUACUUUGUGUAAAAGAUUUUUAGAGCAAGGAAUAUGUAGGUAUGGUGCCCAGUGUACAUCAGCCCAUUCCCGGGAAGAGCUAACCGAAUGGCAGAAAAGAUAUGCAUCAAGACUGAUAAAAUUGAAACAGCAGAAGGAAAGCAAACAAUUUUCUGGAAGUUACAUGGAAACCUUGAUAGAGAAAUGGAUGAAUUCACUAUCUCCUGAGAAAGUGCUUAGUGAAUGUGUAGAAGGUGUCUGGGUGGAACAUAAUCCGGAACUCUCUCUUACUGUUAACACCAAAAAGUCACAUCAAACAUGGACAUUUGCUCUCACUUGUAAGCCUGCAAGAAUGUUGUAUCGAGUAGCAUUGCUUUAUGAUGCUCAUCGUCCUCAUUUUAGUAUCAUUGGAGUAUCUGCUGGAGAUAGUACUACCCAGGUAUCACAAGAAGUACCAGAAAAUUGUCAAGAAUGGAUAGGAGGAAAGAUGGCCCAAAAUGGAUUAGAUCAUUAUGUUUAUAAAGUCGGGGUAGCAUUUAACACCGAAAUAUUUGGAACUUUUCGCCAAACCAUAGUUUUCGACUUUGGAUUAGAACCAGUGCUCAUGCAAAGAGUAAUGAUUGAUGCUGCUUCUACAGAAGAUCUUGAAUACCUAAUGCAUGCAAGGCAACAGUUACUAACGACUGCAAAGCGCUGGGAUUCCACUUCUAAAACUAUUAUUGAUUUCGAGCCUAAUGAAACUACUGAUUUGGAGAAAAGCCUUCUUAUUAGAUAUCAAAUUCCUCUAUCUGCUGAUCAGCUAUUUACACAAUCUGUUUUGGACAAAUCAUUGACAAAGACCAAUUAUCAGUCACGGUUACAUGACUUGCUCUAUAUUGAGGAAAUAGCACAGUAUAAAGAAGUUAGCAAGUUUAAUAUUAAAGUGCAAUUGCAGAUUGUAGCAAGUUUCAUGCUCACGGGUGUUUCUGGAGGAGCAAAGUAUGCUCAGAAUGGUCAACUUUUUGGUCGCUUUAAGCUCACUGAAACUCUUUCUGAAGACACUUUGGCUGGAAGACUGGUGAUGACCAAAGUCAAUGCUGUUUAUUUAUUGCCAAUCAUUAAAGAGAAAUUAGUACAGACCCAGGGAACCAAAGAAAAGGUUUUUGAAGCAGCUAUUGAAGAAAAAACAAAAGAUUAUAUUUUCUUGAGGAUAUCCAGGGAAUGCUGUGAAGAGCUUAAUCUUCGAGCUGAUUGUGAAAUGCAGGUUGAACUUCAGUUUCAAUUAAAUCGAUUACCACUCUGUGAAAUGCAUUAUGCUUUGGACAGGAUCAGAGACAACAGUAUUCUGUUUCCAGAUGUUAGCAUGACUCCUACCAUACCUUGGAGUCCUAACAGGCAAUGGGAUGAGCAGUUGGAUCCUCGGCUAAAUGCAAAACAGAAAGAGGCUGUUCUGGCUAUUACCACCCCACUUUCAAUACAGCUGCCUCCUGUUCUUAUCAUUGGUCCCUAUGGGACAGGCAAAACCUUCACUCUAGCUCAGGCAGUCAAGCACAUUCUCCAACAACAGGAUACUAGCAGGAUUCUCAUUUGCACCCAUUCUAAUAGUGCUGCUGAUCUCUACAUAAAGGAUUAUUUACAUCCAUAUGUAGAAGCAGGCAAUCCCCAGGCGAGACCUCUCAGGGUAUAUUUCAGAAAUCGCUGGGUAAAGACUGUUCACCCAGUCAUACAUCAAUACUGUUUGAUCUCAAGCACACAUUCCACCUUUCAGAUGCCACAGAAGGAAGACAUUCUUAAACAACGAGUAGUAGUUGUUACUUUGAACACUUCACAGUAUCUUUGUCAACUGGAUCUUGAACCUGGGUUUUUUACGCACAUUCUAUUGGAUGAAGCUGCACAGGCCAUGGAGUGUGAAACCAUUAUGCCUCUUGCAUUAGCAAAUCAAAACACAAGGAUUGUUUUGGCUGGAGACCAUAUGCAACUUAGUCCUUUUGUCUACAGUGAAUUUGCCAGGGAGAGAAACCUUCAUGUUUCUUUACUUGAUCGACUCUAUGAGCAUUACCCUACAGAAUUUCCAUGCCGAAUCCUACUGUGUGAGAAUUAUCGUUCCCAUGAAGCUAUCAUCAAUUACACAUCUGAGCUCUUCUAUGAGGGGAAGCUGAUGGCAAGUGGAAAACAGCCAGCACACAAAGAUUUUUAUCCAUUAACCUUCUUUACAGCACGUGGAGAAGAUGUACAGGAAAAAAACAGUACGGCUUUUUAUAAUAAUGCAGAGGUAUUUGAAGUGGUAGAACGUGUAGAAGAGUUAAGGAGAAAGUGGCCUGUAGCUUGGGGAAAGUUAGAUGAUGGAAGUAUUGGUGUGGUCACUCCUUAUGCUGAUCAAGUGUUCAGAAUUCGGGCAGAACUUCGAAAAAAGAGAUUAUCCGAUGUUAAUGUAGAAAGAGUACUCAAUGUUCAGGGAAAGCAGUUUAGGGUUUUGUUUCUGAGUACAGUACGCACACGGCACACUUGCAAACAUAAACAAACCCCAAUUAAAAGGAAAGAGCAACUAUUAGAAGAUUCAACAGAGGAUUUGGAUUAUGGUUUUUUGUCCAACUACAAACUUCUCAACACUGCCAUAACAAGAGCACAGUCCUUGGUAGCUGUGGUGGGUGAUCCUAUUGCGUUGUGCUCAAUUGGAAGAUGCAGGAAAUUUUGGGAGCGGUUUAUUGCCCUGUGUCAUGAUAACAAAAGCCUACAUGGCAUCACUUUUGAACAGAUUAAAAUGCAGUUAGAGGCUUUGGAGCUCAAGAAAACAUAUGUCUUGAAUCCACUUGCUCCUGAAUUUAUCCCUCGGGCUCUAAGACAGCAACAUUUGGGAAAUACCAUCAAACAGCAGCAGUCACCACCCAAGGGAAAAGGCCAUAAUCAUAACCAGAAUGAACAUUUCCAGAAUGAGGGAAUUGUUCAAACCAAUCCUUCUGUACUCAUUGGCAAUCCUAUUAGAGCAUAUACUCCUCCUUCCCCUCUUGGACCCCACCCAAAUAUGGGAAAGUCUCCUAGUCCUGUUCAAAGGAUAGAUCCUCACAGUGGGACUAGUAUUCUUUAUGUACCUGCUGUCUAUGGAGGAAAUGUGGUUAUGUCUGUUCCUUUACCAGUACCAUGGACAGGGUACCAGGGUAGGUUUGCAGUUGACCCUCGAAUCAUUACACAUCAGGCAGCAAUGGCAUAUAAUAUGAACCUGUUACAGACACAUGGACGGGGGUCACCUAUACCAUAUGGCCUUGGACAUCAUUCGCCAGUUAGUGUAGGGCAACAACAAAUUCAGCAACAGGAAAAGGAUCAACAUGAACAAAAUCGAAAUGGUAAAAAUGAUUCUAAUCCUGGACCUGAAGUAAAUAAAAUUCGCACUCCAGAGAAAAAGUCUUUAGAAUCCAAACAGAGUGAUUUAGAUUCAAAUCCACAGAACCGAAGUCCAGAAGCUCGUCCUGGUUUUGCUUAUCCUAAUCCCAAGUUUCAUCGCAAAGAUAAUCUCAAUGCGAGACACCUAAACCUUCAUCUUACUGCUCCCCAUGCACAAUAUGCAGUCCCUCAUCGCCACUAUCAGCACUUAUCCCAGCUACCAAGACAACCAUUUCCAGCUCAACAACCCCAAAAUUUAGGUCAGCAGCAGAAUCAUUUCCCUGAGCAACCAACUCAAAUACCACCUCAACCACAACCAAACCAAGCAGUCCAGCAGCAUAACCACUUGAAUCAACAAACUCAGCAACAACCCUCUCAGCUGUCUCCUACUUAUCAAGCAGGCCCUAACCAUUCCUUCUUUAAUAAUGCAGUCUCUCAUCGACCACAUUCUCCUCCUGUAGAUUCAGUGAUUUCUGAACAGCACCCUACUCCUAUGCUUCAAGAAGUUAACCCUUUGAGAUCCACUGCACAACCCAAUCCAGUGAUACCCUCUCACUUGAAUAAUUUCAUUGAAGAAAAUCCUCCAGGAUUACCAAUAGGGGAAGCUUUAGAACGUAUGCAUGGAAAUGUGGCCUUAGAAGCAUUAAGGCAACAGCAAGCAAGAAUUCACCAAUGGAGUGAGCAUAAUGCUUAUCUCACUCAAGGCAGUCUUCCAUAUGCACACUAUCACCACCCUCACCUACAGCAUCUUUCCCAACCACCAGCAGGAUUACAUCAACAUCCAAUUAGGGCAAACUGGAAACUUGCUACUAAUGCAGAAGAUGAAGCAAAAGCAACACAUGCAAGGUUUCAAGACUUAAUCAGAGAGCUGGCUCAUCAUGAUCAAAGUGAAACACGGGAGCUAACUGAAAUGCCACCACCUCAGUCAAGACUUUUACAGUAUAGACAAGUUCAAACUAGAAGCCCACCAGCAAACACUUCUUCAUCCAAUUCAAAUCACAGUGGCCACUUUUCUAACUUCAGUGACAAUAUCAGAGAAAUUGAAAUGGCCAAUAAUCCAGCAUUUCAGCAGCAUCUGCCACCCCAAAUAUAUAACUCCUCAUUCUCAAUACCAUCUGAAAACCUUACCCCUACACCUUUGAAAUAUCUGCCACCAGAUGGAUCCUGGACCUUUGCUAAUUUACAUCAAAAUCAUUUAAUGGGACAGGGUUUUCACUAUAGCAUACCACCAUUACCCCACAGACCACAACAAAACCCUUUUAUACAAAUUCAGAAUCAACAUGUGGUUGGUCAGGAGCCAUUUCACCCACUGUCAUCUCGAGUGGUAUCUGCUUCUUCUCUCCACAGUCUAGAAGAGUAUGAACCACGAGGACCAGGCAGGCCAUUGUACCAAAGAAGAAUUUCAUCUAGUUCAGUACCACCUUGUUCUGAAGAGUUAAAUACUCCUCAAGACAGUCUUGCUCAGUGUAAAGAGCAUCAGGACCAUAAUAACCGAUCUUCUUUCAACUAUUCAUCACCGGAGUUGUGGGUAAAUACCACCUCAUCUGCUCCACCUCAGAACAUUCCAUGCAAUGGAUCCAGCAGAACAGCCCCACCCAGAGAAUUGUUAGCUCCAUCAAAGCCCUUGAAAUCCUCUGAGGAUCACCUGAAAUCUGAAAACCUUCAGCUGUCCAAUUCGUUCAACUACAGCAUGUUGCAGCAUCUAGGCCAAUUCCCACCCCUCAUGCCCAACAAGCAGAUUGUGGAAUCAAACAGCAACAGCCAGCCAAGUUCUGGGGGAAACAAACCUACUAUGUCCUACGCAAGUGCUCUACGGGCGCCUCCAAAGCCCAAACCCCCACCUGAACAGGCAAAAAAGAAGAGUGACCCUUUGUCUCUGUUUCAGGAACUUGGCUUAGGUAGAUCAUCAGAUUGUUGCAGGAAGACUUCCUUUGGGAGGAGAGCUAAUUAAUAAAAUAGUUCGUAAAUUGACUGUAUUUUUUCUGUCCUCACAAAUAUACUUUAUUCUAUCCCUUUUUGUGUUGGUAUGACAAAGUGCUUUGUGCAGCUUUUGCAUCAGAGGUUCUAGAACACAUUCAGAUUCAAUGUAAGCAUUAACUGCUUUUCUUAACGAAUUGCAGAUUAAUAAAAUAGUAAAAAAUCAUAUUGUAUACACAUAAUCAAUCACAACAUCAUAAACUCAAAGAUCUAUUUAUGGGAAUAUUUCCCUGCUUGAAUUUGCUGAGAAAGUUAGUGAAAUUUCCUAGCUUCGGAUGUAAUUAGUAUCUCAGCCUUAAUAUUGAAUAAUUAUAGCAAACUUGACUUCCUAUUUUAAUAUUUUCUAUGUAUCUCAGGAGCAAAAUUAUAGGUGCAUGUGAGUUUUAUUUCACAUCCUAUAGUGGAGGCUUGUCAGGGAGUGGAGAGAAAAUUUCAGGGUGAUUCUUGUGUUUGUAUUACUGUUAAGUAAACUAGAUCUACUAAAUAAUACUUUAAAGGAUAGACUCCCAUUGCAUAGCAUUGUUUCAUAUUGGAGUUGAUAAAAAGGAAAAUCUCAAAAAAAAAAAAGUAAAAAGUUUUAGUAAAUCAAAGAAUGUAAUUUUCUGCCUUAAAAUGGUGUCCAGUACAUUUAUCUUUUCCCUCUUUAAAAACUUGGAAAAUAUUUUGUCCUCUGGGGUUUUUUUGGACAUUAUUAGUCUUUCCUAAGUUGACCUUUAAUUUAAGAACACUUCCAUAUAUGUUACCAUCUUAUAUAUUUCCCUCCUACGCCUUAAAGAAAAAUUUCAGAGUCUAGCUUUUUACCUUCUAUCAAUCAUCCUACAUGUUCUAGACUGAACUAUUUCUAAAGACAACAAGUAAUUUUGAAAAAUGGACAUGGCACAAUUUUUAUUUUAAAAAGUCACCCAUAGAUUCACUUCUAGUGACAUUGCAGGUGUCUUCAUUAAAGAGAAAUAAGGAAGCAUAAUGCUGACUUGGAAAAAUAUUCCUUUUAAUAGAAUUCUCUUAUUUCUUCUUUAAUUGAGAUUAGGUGCACAUUUGCAAUGAUUCUACUGCAUGCUGCUAAACUCCCAUUUGCUGCCUUCAUUCCUACUUCAUAUGCAAUUCUGAGGCUCUUGUUCAAUUCAGUGAAGUCUACUAACUCUAAAACAUUCAAAAAUGAUACCAUUUUCAUUUCCAAAUCAAAAUGCCAAGUUGAAUGGAUUUUUUUUGUUGUUGUUUUUAUAUCCAUUGUGACAUUUAAACGUUUUGGCAAUAAUCUGAAAGACUUAGUUUGGAGUGAAAUUUAAAGAUGCAGAUUCAUUCUGGGGGUGACUGAGUUUUCUUUGUUGGAAAUGACACAGCUUAGAAAAGUGAACUGGUGUUGACACUGUCUUAUAUGAAAGAAGUUUUAUCUUGAGCUAUGCAUAUUUCAGUAGUUUUAGGUGUCUGAAAGUUAUUUAGGUUAUGAGACCCAUCCUUAUUUGCAGUUUUAUCAACAGGGUUUGUUUUGUUACAAAAACUAGCAUAAAGUCAUUGAGUGAGCCUUGUCCCAAUCUGUUGAGUUCAUUCAACCAAGUAAUAUUUUUUGUUAAGCAUUUGGAACACUCCUUGAGAGUUUCUACCUCCUAUACAAAGUAUAGCAUUGACUUAGCAAGAAUCACAGAAUUCAGAGUUGAAAGAGCCAUUGGUCAUCUAAUUCAACCCAGAAGUACUUCAGAAGAGGGAGAAAAAUCUAAUUUAAAUUCUUAUCUCAAAAUGCAUUAGUUUUAAAAAUAAAUUCUGCCUUUAUUCAUUUCAAAAUAAAAAAAACAUUAAAUCAAAUAGCUCCAUUGCCCUUGUUUCUGAAAAAUCAAGAAUAUGACAAAGUUGUAGGAUAGAUUAUCUAGCAAAAAUUAAAUCCUUAUUUAUAAAUCUAUCCUUAAGAGAAAAUUAUGAAACACAAAGAGAAUGUUUGACUGUCUUUUUUCCUAUAAUGAUUUUUAAAAGUAUGACAAGACAAAGCUAUUGGACCACAGGUGUUUCCAUAACUCUUAUACUAUGAACAAAACACUGACAAUGGAGACCUUUAAACUGAUUAUAUUUUCUAGCCCGAUGGCACUCAUUAGUAGUAUACUUGGCUCAGAGAGACAAUAGUCAAUAAGCUCUUGCAAUUUCAGGGUGAGUCUGUUUUAUUGCACAUUAUUGUUAGUACUUUUUUCCAGGAGGGGAAAGAGGUGUAGUGUAGAUAUGGUUGCCUCAUACUCAAAUACAGUUAGAUCAGAAAUUAUUUUAAGUGCAUAGUUAUACUUCACACUGAACAAAUGGAUCACUCCAGAGAGUAGAUAAUUAGAUAAAUUAAAUUUGGAAGUUUUGUUUUUAUGUUUUUUUCUCAGGCUAAUAUUAAAAUAAUUUUGCACUCCCUGAACACAAAUAUUGGAGUAGGUGAUCCUAGACAUGAAUCAUCUAUAAAAUAGACAAAAUAUGGCAGGUAGUUUAGUAUUGACUGAUUACUAAAUGAUGUUUUCAUACACAUUUAAAUUUGAGGAGCAUACCAUCCACACACCAUAAAUAAGUUAAUGUGUGAUGAGAGGAAAUUAAUGUAAUCAAAUGAGGUGCCUUAUAUGUUUUGAUAUUUUUUAAAAUUAACAUUUAACCUACAGUGAAAUUUUUAUGAUGUUAGGUACAUCUUCAGGUUUUUAGUUUUGUUUUAGAUUUCCUGAAGCACUAGGAAGAUUGUUUGUUUUAAGGCAAAAAGUUAAAAGGGCUUAUGGAAGGGGAACAGUUACAAUGCCUGUCAUUGUAGUCCUUUAAGAGCAAACUUUCUUCUUUAAGCUCAUUAGUAUGAAAUACAUGUUUAAUGCUUAGUUUAUCCAGGCCCAGCAAUGUGGAUUUAAACUUUAUCUGUACUGAUUUGCUGUACAAAAUAUCUUGCAUGAGAAAUUUCUAUACAUUGGAAAUAGGAAUGAUUGUUAUAGUAUUUAAUCUGUGCUAAAGGGGUAUCCAUAUGUCAAUUGUGUUCUCCAAUAUGUUUGACUCCUAGAGCCUCUUUCCUUUGUAUGGCAAGAGUCUCCCUAGUUUAGCUGGGUUUGAAUAUAUUCAAGUGGGGUCCAGGACUGACCUGCUUCUAAUAAAUCCAGAUUAUGAAGUUGUACUGUAUUUUCUUUUUAGUGAUGGGCAUCUGACUUGGUUUUUUUUUUUUUUUAGAGACCUAAGAAGUUACUACUUAUCCCUGCAUAUUUAUGGUAUCAUUGGCAAAUAGGAUGCUGGAAGUACCUCUUGUUGAAAUUUUGAAGCUAGUAGGUUAUUUAAUAGGGUAUUCAUUCCUCUGAUCCCCAAGCCAGUAUAUUAUCAAACAUGGCAACUUAAGAAACCAACACCCUGCAAAAAUAUUCUUAUCUAGAAUUUUUUUAGCCCAAUUCAAGCUACUUUUUGCAUAGCAGCUUUAUUUGGGGCUAUGUGUGGAAAAUAAACAAUAAAGCUUUGCAAGUGAUUGUAUGAAAACAAAAGUGGUAAGUUCCUAUCUCCUAAAAAGAAAACAUUUACUAGUUUUGAAGGUAUCUAAUCAUGCUUUACUUGUAGAAAAAUGACAUCUAAAUAAUUUCAUUUUACCCCUGAGGUUAAUUGGUACUUAACUUGAAAGGCUCCAAUACUCAAAAAAGAUUUAUAUUUAAAAGUGAAAGAAAGUUUGGUGUUCCAUAAUAGUGACCUUAAAGCUACUCUGUAGAAAAUUUUUAAGCUUAAUUUUUAGAUUGAUUAAUUUCAGCCACUUUGAUUCCUCAUGAAAUGCUUUCAGAUAUGGGGCUUACAGUACCUACAGUGUAAUCAUUGUUUUGGUGCAGUCUUUUUUGUUUUGUUUUUAAAGUUUAAUGAUAACACAAAAAUGUAUUUUCCUGCUACAUUUCAAAUGUAUUUAUAAUAAAAUACCUUUUUUAAUAA